AUGAACAAGCAUGAAACAGCGAAGAAGUGGCUGCGGCGACAUCUGCGCAAAGUGGCAUCGCGCCAAACACUGAAGAACGACGACGACUCAAACGAGAUGCAACGAAAGAAUUCCCUCCGGCGUCCGCGCACAGCACCUUCAACAGAGCUUGCACAAAAUCUUGACGAUGCGCCAGCAGUUCCACUGGUCCCAAUUGAUGUCGAGCAAGGUUCACCUCGGGCGCCAGUCUUACCUCCAAUCCGUCCCGCAAGACCAGAUUCGGGCAUUAUACGGGAUGUCAAUGCCUGGUUGGAUGCCAGCGUAAACACGCCUUCGCCUCCUCUGAUGGGAGGACUUCCCUACUGGAGGGCGGCGACCAGCCCUGGUGUCAAGGAUACACCCGUGGCGCAACAUGCCGUUCCGUUGACUGGAGCACUCGGAAUCGCCAGGCCAUCGACAGCCAACAGCCAGCAAAGGAUAGCCUUCCGUCGUUGCGCCAAGAAGAUGCAGGUUCAGAUACCUUCACUUCUGCGUACUAAAUCUCAACGCCAGGGCGAUCGAAAGCACAACAGACAAUCGGCGUCGAUGCCACUCUUAGCCGUCUCCUAUGAGGAUGUCAAUGAAGCCGCCGCUCCUAUGCUCAUGUCUCGGUCUGGAUCUUUCCUUCGUCCCGCCAUGCAGCCGUCAACACGGUAUCCCUCCACACGAACUAGUGCUCUUGUAUCGGUUGAUGAACAGCCGCGUGAAGAUUUACCCUUGCGUACGGGCACACCAGGAAGUGUGCGACUUGGCGAUACUGAGAGUGUCUUCGAGCGGCGCGUCAACGCCAUAUUCAUGCGUACGGCACGUAGCGCGGACAGCACUCGACCAUCAACGGCAGCUGCCUGUCUUACUCGAGAAGACUCCAUGGGCGAUCUGUCUGAUGCACCGACGUACAUUUCUGGGCUACCACCGCCGUCUUACCGUUCUCGCCCCGAGUCUGUUCUCACCACCUCUUCCUUCGGCUGCAUCGAUGGUAUGAACCCUGCGCAACGCCAGAUCAGUCAGCAGCGAGCAGCGCUACAGCGAGGAAUGAAAUGCAAGCUGAAGAGGUUCGCUCAUACAUUUGCGAUAUGA
Messenger RNA from Alternaria postmessia, 1095 nucleotides. RefSeq lists its product as uncharacterized. The transcript is spliced from 2 exons. Bases 1 to 1095 code for a protein of 364 amino acids. Lineage: Eukaryota; Fungi; Ascomycota; Dothideomycetes; Pleosporales; Pleosporaceae. The record is from RefSeq and is a predicted model, not a curated record.